Plasmodium gallinaceum is the source of this 339-nucleotide messenger RNA. RefSeq names its product 60S ribosomal protein L36, putative (gene RPL36). Gene Ontology annotation, molecular function: structural constituent of ribosome. The transcript is spliced from 2 exons. Lineage: Eukaryota; Apicomplexa; Aconoidasida; Haemosporida; Plasmodiidae. The record is from RefSeq and is a predicted model, not a curated record. Gene Ontology annotation, cellular component: ribosome; cytosolic large ribosomal subunit. The coding region runs from base 1 to 339 and encodes 112 amino acids. Gene Ontology annotation, biological process: cytoplasmic translation.
AUGGGAAGAAAAUCAUCAACAAAACCUUCAACAGGAAUAGCAGUUGGUUUUAAUAGUGGACAUAUUGUAACAAAAAGGAAUUUAAAAAUAAAUAAAAAAAAAAAGCAACCAUCUAAAAGAAAAGAAUUCAUAAAAGAUGUUGUUAGAGAAAUAACUGGAUUUAGCCCAUAUGAGAAAAGAUUAAUUGAAUUAAUAAAAAUUGGUACAUCAGCUUCAAUUAAAAGAAGCUUAAAGUAUGCAAAAAAGAAAUUAGGAACACAUAAGAGAGGAAAAGCAAAAAGAGAAGAAAUCCAAAAAAUUGUUAUGAUACAGAGAAGAAAAGCUGCUGAAAAGCAUUAA